AUGGAGUCGAAGAAAAGAGGUAUUUCGCUGGAAGAGAAGCGUGAGAAAAUUCUUCAAAUAUUUUACGAUUCUCAAGACUUCUUCCUUCUUAAGGAACUUGAGAAAUUAGGACCAAAGAAAGGUGUGAUUACCCAGUCCGUGAAAGAUGUUGUCCAAAGUCUAGUGGACGAUGAUCUUGUUUCAAAAGACAAGAUAGGAACCUCUGUGUAUUUUUGGAGUCUUCCUAGCUGUGCUGGAAAUUAG
Molecule: messenger RNA, 243 nt
Organism: Humulus lupulus (European hop)
Lineage: Eukaryota; Viridiplantae; Streptophyta; Magnoliopsida; Rosales; Cannabaceae
Product: meiotic nuclear division protein 1 homolog
Exons: 4
Coding region: 1-243 (80 amino acids)
Biological process (GO): reciprocal meiotic recombination
Cellular component (GO): nucleus
Molecular function (GO): double-stranded DNA binding
Source: RefSeq, a predicted model, not a curated record